AUGGAUGUCCGGGAAAACAAAAGGGACCUGCGCUCCCAGCUGGCAGAGGCUAAACAACAGAUCCUAGACCUCAGGGAGAAGCUGAAUAUUUCGGAAUCGACGGCCUUCUCCCUGGCCAACCAGCUGCAGAAAUAUAAGUGUGAGGAGUGCAGGGACGUUCUGGAGGCUGUGCUGGGGGAGAGGCUGGAUUUCUGGGAGGAGGAGCGCGCAGAGACACCAAUCCUGGAGCACAAGCUCAGGGAAGCCAAUAUGGUCAUUAAACAACAGGCCCAAGAGCUCAACCAAUUGAGGCAGUUGUUGAAAGAGGGGAGAGAUGGCUCAUUUCUCCUAAAGGAACAUCUGAAGGCCCUCCUCUCACUAGACAAUCCUGACAACUGCCAGGGGCAGGGCCUACGUGAGCACCUCGUGGAGGGGCGCAGGCUGGCAGAGCACCUCGCCCGCACACUCAGCCCAGAAAACCAUGAAGAUGAGGAGGAUGAGAAAGAGCAAGAACCGCCAGCCCCCAGGCUGAUCAGAGAGGUCCAGGAGAAGGAGAAGAUGAAUGGAGUCCCACAGGACCCCCUGGAUGAUGGCCACCCGUCUUCUCCCAGUAACCAUGACCUGUGUGACACCCACCAGCCUGCCUGCACCAGUGCCAUCCUGUUUGCACCUCAAAGUGAUGAGAAGCAUGAGGAAGGACCAGAGCCCAUGGAGCCCAAGGGGAGGGUAGUGUCUUUCCUCGUCAGCGUGCCAUGUGGCCAGUGCACUGAGCACCUGCCCCUUCCUGAAACCCCCGUGGCCGCCUCCCUGAGCUGCAGCCAUAGGAGGGCUGUUUAUUCUUCCUGUUUCAAGGCUCAGCAGAGAGAAGGAGGAGAUGAAUCCCACCCAGCAGAUCUCCUGCGUGAGCAGCGUCUCACUCUCUCCAGUGGCCACGACUUCUCUGAUUCCUGCCACCCUUCCAACAGCACUGCCUUGCUGCCUGAUGAGGGAGAAGCCUGCUCCUCCCCGAAUAUAGCUGAAAGUCAAAGUGAGAACACUUGCAAGGAUAAGGAUGGAACAGAGCCGAUGCCCUCCAGCAGGGAGCUGUGGGAGGAGGACUCAGUGGACAAACUGGGACAGGAUUCCUUGAAUGCUUGCUACUUGUCACCUUCCAGCGGCCAAGAUUUCUUUGACACCUACCGGGCUCUGGACAGUCCUGCUUUCGUGACUGAUGACAUCUGGGCUGGUUGGGAAGCAGAGAAAAAACUACACGAUUCCAAGGAUGAGGAAGGACAGGAGCCAGCGGCCCCCAGGACAUACCACGUCCUCAUUCAGGAUCAGGCGCGACAGCUGACGCAGCUUCGCCAGAAGUUGCGGGAAGGAAGAGAUGCCUCCUCCUCACUCAGUCGCCAUCUCGAGGCCCUCCUCACACAGGAGGACAGUGACAGGUACCAGGAGGAACUGGAGGAGGGGCGUAGGCUCGCAGUAUGUCUUACCCGCAUGAUCAGCCCAGAAAAUCCUGCAGGUGAGGAGAGGGAGGAAGAAAAAGAACCACUGACCAAAAUGAGACACCAGAGCAGUGAAUUGGACUUCCUCAUCGAGGUGCAGGCCCGAGAGGUUACCCAGCUUGGCCACCUGUUGCAGAAAGGGAGAGAGGCUUCCUCCGUCCUCAGUGGGCAUCUCGAGACCCUCAUCACCCACGACCACCCUGAGGAUUCCCAGGGGCAGUGCCACCAAGAGCACCCGGUGGAGGGGUGCAGGCUGGCAGAGGACCUCGCCCACUGGCUCAGCCCAGAGAACUAUGAAGAUGAGGAAGAUGAAGAAGAUCUAGAAUCACUGCCUUCCAGUGUGCACAGUGACCUGCAGGAGGAUGCAGGGAGUAGAGGACUGUCACAGGCACUGACUGAGCAGGAUGUCCUUCCUGGUGCUGACCUGUCUGACUUCCAGGAACCAAUCAGAAGCACCGCAUCCCUGUCUGAGGAGCCUGAGGUCGGCUCUGUUCUGGAUGGAGCGGCUCCCAUGCAGCAGACCUGUCCCCAAGGGCCUUGGAGUGGAGACUUGAGCCUCUACGUGUCACAGAUGCACGACGGAAAGACACAGCUUCAGCCAAGCACCCUGGUGACCCACUGUCUGCAGCUGCAGCUGGACCAGCAGUGGGGUUCUGGCUGUGGCUUAGCCAGGCGGAGCCUCCACUGCGUCCCCUGGAGCCUGGCAGCCAGCCCUGACUCUGGGCACCAGUGGCUGCUCUUCCCAGGAGCCCAGCCAAGAUGCCCCUCACUGGCCCAGACAGUCUCUCCCCUGCUCGCUGGCCCGAGUCCCCUGAAACCGAGGAUGAGCGAGAGAAAGUUGCUGUCCAGCAAGUGGAGACUCACAUGUAGUUUCCCAGGCCUUCAACUGCGGGUGCAGAGGUAA
This is a messenger RNA of Propithecus coquereli (Coquerel's sifaka), 2370 nucleotides long. RefSeq names its product neuroblastoma breakpoint family member 4-like. The record is from RefSeq and is a predicted model, not a curated record. Lineage: Eukaryota; Metazoa; Chordata; Mammalia; Primates; Indriidae. Bases 1 to 2370 code for a protein of 789 amino acids. The transcript is spliced from 18 exons.